Rattus norvegicus (Norway rat) is the source of this 1476-nucleotide messenger RNA. RefSeq names its product granzyme B (gene Gzmb). NCBI's taxonomy places the organism in Eukaryota, Metazoa, Chordata, Mammalia, Rodentia, Muridae. The record is from RefSeq and is marked validated. The coding region runs from base 91 to 837 and encodes 248 amino acids. The transcript is spliced from 5 exons. Gene Ontology annotation, biological process: proteolysis. Gene Ontology annotation, molecular function: endopeptidase activity; serine-type endopeptidase activity. Gene Ontology annotation, cellular component: extracellular region; cytolytic granule.
AGAGCUCACUCUGCCUUCUUCCUUUCCUAGAGGUGAAGAGAGCAAGGACAAUACUCUCGACGCUGGGACCUAGGUGGCCUUCCAGGGAAGAUGAAGCUCCUCUUGCUCCUGCUGAGCUUCUCUCUGGCCCCCAAGACAGAGGCAGGGGAGAUCAUCGGGGGACAUGAAGCCAAGCCCCACUCUCGACCCUACAUGGCCUAUCUUCAGAUCAUGGAUGAGUAUUCUGGGAGUAAGAAGUGUGGCGGCUUCCUUAUACGAGAAGACUUUGUGCUGACUGCUGCUCACUGUUCGGGAAGCAAAAUAAAUGUCACGUUGGGGGCCCACAACAUCAAAGAACAGGAGAAGAUGCAACAAAUCAUCCCUGUGGUGAAAAUCAUUCCCCACCCAGCGUAUAAUUCUAAGACAAUCUCCAAUGACAUCAUGCUGUUAAAGCUGAAGAGUAAGGCCAAGAGGUCUAGCGCUGUGAAGCCUCUCAAUCUGCCCAGACGCAACGUCAAAGUGAAACCAGGAGAUGUGUGCUAUGUGGCUGGUUGGGGAAAGCUGGGCCCAAUGGGCAAAUACUCAGACACACUACAAGAGGUUGAGCUAACAGUACAGGAGGAUCAGAAGUGUGAGUCCUACUUAAAAAAUUAUUUCGACAAAGCCAAUGAGAUAUGUGCAGGGGACCCAAAGAUCAAACGUGCUUCCUUUCGGGGGGACUCUGGAGGGCCUCUUGUGUGUAAAAAAGUGGCCGCGGGCAUCGUCUCCUAUGGACAAAAUGAUGGUUCAACUCCACGGGCAUUCACCAAAGUCUCGACUUUCCUAUCAUGGAUAAAGAAAACUAUGAAAAAGAGCUAACUACAAGAAGCAACAUGGAUCAUUUCCUGACUAACCAUCUGCCCUAUAGCUGAGUCCAGGAUUGCUCUAGGACAGAUGGCAGCAACUGAAUAAAGCACUUUUUUUCUGACUGGAAGACUGGUUUCAUGUCCAUUCACAGUGAUCAACCCUGUCCUUGGCAGAUGAAUGGAAUACUUCUGCCACAAGGCUGUGACAACCCAGCUGACAUCUGGUAGUUCACCCUCUCUACAAGAGAAGAAGAAUGUUUGAUUGUCCCAAACAUGUACUACUUCCCCUCAAAGACCUUAGAACAUUAUUUAAUGCAAGUCAUCAUUAACAGCUACCUACAGUAUUUUCAUACAGUUUGACCCAAGUCACUGGUGUGCUCUUUGGAACAGAGCAAGAAGUGAUAGAUAGAAUUCCUUUUGAUUCUCUGUGCUAUUUUUCCCCAAUAGAAGGCUUUUAUGUUUUAUCAGGCUAAUUUCCUUAUCAAGUGAAAUGUUUCCAUUUUUACAUUAAUUGCUCAAGGUACAACCUGAUCUUUUAUGUAAAUGAUAUAAAAUGAUUAAAGUAAACUAAUUAACAUGUCCACUAAUUUAAAUACUUUUUAUUUUUGAAGGGAGUACAUAAAAGUUUGUUUGAUAAAAGUUAUGAAAUGUA